ACACGUACGCUUAGGAGACAAAUACAUAAUGUUGUGUACUAGACAGAUUGCUUCUCGCACAUUAGCGCUGCGCACGGCCCGUUGCGGUCUUUCAUCAACGACGCGAUGGAUGAGCUCCGCCGCUGAGGAGAGCGAGUCUGCCAAAGCGUUUCGUGUCGAGCCUCACUCCACCGGAAAAAUGACCGAUCUCGGCACACGCCGUAUCUUUAACGAAGAGCACGACAUGUUCCGUGAAACCGCUCGUAAGUACUUCGAUGAGGAGUGCAAGCCCCACACUGAGAAGUGGGAGGCUGCCGGUAUGGUAGAUCGCUCCGCUUGGCUCAAGGCCGGCGAGCUUGGUCUGCUAGGAUGCACCACACCCGCUGAAUACGGAGGUUCCGACUGCGAUGCUAAAUACGCCGCCAUUGUGUGGGAAGAGCAGGCGUAUAGUCUGUGCACCGGUCCUGGAUUCGCACUGCACUCCGAUAUUGUCAUGCCUUACAUCAACCACUACGGAAGCGAGGCGCAGAAGAGCCGCAUCCUACCCAAGAUGGCUUCUGGUGAGUUCAUUGGCGCUAUUGCCAUGACUGAGCCUGCUGCUGGGUCUGACUUGGCUGGUAUGAAGACCACUGCGCUUAAGAACGAGGACGGCACAUACAGUCUAAACGGUUCUAAGGUGUUUAUCACUAACGGAGCUAUGGCCGAUGUCACCAUUGUGUGCGCCAAGACUGCGCCCGAGAAAGGUCCUCACGGUAUCUCGCUAUUCCUGGUAGAGACUGGCAUGCCCGGUUUCGAGCGUGGAAAGAACCUCAGCAAGAUGGGCAUGAAGGCCCAGGAUACCUCCGAGUUGUUCUUCGAGAACGUACAGCUGACCGAGGCCAACCUUCUGGGUAAAGAGAACCACGGUUUCUACUACCUUAUGCAAGAGCUACCUCAAGAACGUCUUCUAAUCGCCGAUAUGGGAGUUGCCGCAGCCGAGGCUGUGUUUGAGCUGACCCGUGACUACGUUAAGGAGCGCAAAGCGUUCGGCAAGCCCUUGGUAGCCCUUCAGACCAUCCGCCACAAGUUGGCUGAGUUGAAGACUGACAUUUGCCAGGCUCGUUCAUUCAUCGAUAACUGCAUUGAGCUGCACUCCAUUGGCAAGCUGGACACUGCUACCGCAUCCAUGGCAAAGGUCGUCGGAACAGACUUGCAGCACAAGGUUGCUGACGAGUGUGUUCAGCUUCACGGAGGUUGGGGAUACAUGUCCGAGUACCCUGUGUGCAAGGCCUUCCUUGACGGUCGCGUACAGAAGAUCUACGGUGGAACUAACGAGAUCAUGAAGGAGGUAAUCUCAAGAGAUAUCGUCGCUUAAGCAACGGUAGUAUAUAAAUGACAUAAAUAAACAACAAUUGAGCAUA
Messenger RNA from Sphaeroforma arctica JP610, 1379 nucleotides. Its product is annotated as long-chain specific acyl-CoA dehydrogenase, mitochondrial. Gene Ontology annotation, molecular function: acyl-CoA dehydrogenase activity; flavin adenine dinucleotide binding. NCBI's taxonomy places the organism in Eukaryota, Ichthyosporea, Ichthyophonida. The coding region runs from base 29 to 1333 and encodes 434 amino acids. The record is from RefSeq and is a predicted model, not a curated record. The transcript has 3 exons.